Molecule: messenger RNA, 1463 nt
Organism: Laetiporus sulphureus 93-53
Lineage: Eukaryota; Fungi; Basidiomycota; Agaricomycetes; Polyporales; Laetiporaceae
Product: CRAL/TRIO domain-containing protein
Exons: 5
Coding region: 173-991 (272 amino acids)
Source: RefSeq, a predicted model, not a curated record
CAACGGUUGGACGAGGAGUUCUCGAUAGAUAGUUGAUCAUCAAGGCACGUCCCGAGGCUACAUAGCUGACACUGCGCCCCUCGAUACGAGCAUAGCCGUCCAGCCAUCCUCGCCCUUCUUGCCGCUCUUUGCCCUUCACCCUCCGUAUCUCACUCACACAAGCUUUCCGUCAAUGACCGUCUCGCAAGGCCCGGAAAGCCAAGAAGCUCUGGUCGCCCAGUUCCGUGAACGGCUGGUCCGGGAUGGCCUAACGCACGAAGGGGAUACUAUGGCUCCGGACGACUUCACCCUCAUGCGGUUCCUGCGCGCUCGCUCGUUUGAUACAGAGGCAGCGACAACCAUGUGGAUCAAGUGCCAAGCCUGGCGAAAAAGCGUCGACGGUGUCGGCAUCGACGAGAUCUACAAGCAGAUGGACCCAUACGACUUUCCAGAACGUAGGGAAGUCUUCGAGUACUGGCCGAUGUGGUUCCACAAGACGGACAAGGCCGGGCGUCCCGUGAACAUCCAGCACUACGGCGGCGUGAACAUGUCCGAGCUCUACAAGCAAAUCACUCCGGAGCGUUUCUGGCAUUACAUGCUCGCGACAGCGGAGAGCAUACCGAGGGACAUACUCCCUGCUGCAUCGCGGAAGGUGGGUAGACAGGUUGACGGGACGUUCCUCAUUGUGGAUCUCAAGGGGUUCAGCCUGAGCCAGUUCUGGCAAAUGAAAGACAUUGCACGCGAUGCCUUCCAAAUGUCACAAGAUAACUUCCCUGAAGUCUCAUCAAAGUUUUACAUCAUCAAUGCGCCCUCAUCCUUUACCAUCAUCUGGUCCUUCGUCAAGCGCUGGCUCUCAAAGAACACCGUCGACAAGAUGGAUAUCCUCGGAUCGGAAUACCACCCCGUACUUCUCGAGCACAUCGAUGCCGAGAGCCUGCCUGCCAGUCUCGGCGGUAAGUGCGAAUGUAAGGACGUUGGCGGGUGCAAAUGGAUUCAGAUCGACCGUGAAUAAUGUAGGGGACGGCAUAUAUCUUACUCAAUUUCGCUUUGGGGACUCUGUAGGCUAUGUAGAUGGACCGCAUACGGUGUAAUAUGAAUGAUAUGACAUUGUUCAACGAGCUGACACAAAUACAAAAACGGUAUCAUACAUUUUGCGGACUAUACUGUACAAUCGCAAACCCUCUCAAGUUCUCUCCCAAAGCAAACCCGACCGAGCUCACGCGACAUUGAAUGCUGCGCUCUGCCAUCCCUCCCUACUCUCCUCUUCCUCGAUCUUCGUGCUCACCGCAUCCUUAAAGCUCUUGACUUUCUGCACCUUCUGUUUCGCCGUCUCCUUCACUUGCUGCACGACGCCCUUCGCCUGCGCCGCUUUCUGACCGAUGUCCUGUGGCUCUGCCAUACUUUCGGAAAACGUGCCCUUCGGCCCACGCUUCUCGCCCGACAGUACCUGUGGCUCCGCUCCCAUGGCGAACUUUGAGUCUUUG